CUCCUUUUCUCCUCCCCUUGUCCCCCCUUUUUGCUCCCCUUUUUCCCCCUCCCUUUUUUUCUCCCCGAAAUUACGAAAAAGGGGGUAAAAGUGGGCAAGGCUGCAGGGCUCUGGCAGCAGCAGCAGCAGAGGCCUCCUUCCCUCAGGAAAAUUGUGAAAAGAUAUGAACCACUACCCCAGGAGUAAUGGCCUCGCAAGAAUUUACCGUGUUAUAUACGCAUCAGAAGACAAAGAAGGCCAAAAUAUGGCAAGAUGGAAUUUUAAAGACCAACACGGGAGGAAGUAAGGCAACUUUAUAUGAUGACAAAGGCCAGUCUUUGGAGAGUAUAUUUCUGAAACAACGUGAGGUGAAACCCGGCGAUGACUUAGAAAGCGAUCGAUUCUUAAUCACAGUUGAAGAGAUCAAAGUUGAUGAAAGCAAUGUCAAAAAAGAAGCUUUCAUGUUAAAUACAAGGGAGAUGAAGAAAAUCUACGGCCUCUCUUUACCCUAUCAACCCGCUGGCUUAAAAAGGAAGUUUACGGGCUUCCAAGGGCCUCGUCAAGUGCCAAAGAGAACGGCCACCCCGGGAGAUGGUGCAUCAACCACAUCCUAUCUUACUAAGGAGGUUCGCCCUGCCUCUCCUCAGUUCUACCGUACGUCACCAUUGUUCUCUACUACUCACAAAACCACUGCAGAAACUCCCUUGUCCACAGAUCCAGAGAGCGUUGUCGUGGGCGAGUUCAGCGAGGGACGAAGCAAGACAGUCUCUUUUCCUCCGUCCACUCCUGUCCAGCUAAACCAGCACACAACACACGAUGGCAGUGAAUUUUGUUCCACCUUCGAUGCUGGGAAUAUACCGUCGGACUCUUCUAAGGAUAGGAAAAGUGGUGAUGAGACAGCUGGAGAGUCAGUAGUCUCCCGAAACAUCAGAAGCAAAGCACAGAUUUUAGCUUUGCUGAGGUCCAAGUCAUCCCCUAACUUUGAGGAGCUAAACACCAGUGAUAUUACAAAGCAGCUGCCCUGUCAACAGCCGUCAGAAAGAGCGGAGGGUUCGGAUGAACAAAAGCUCACGGAUGAGCAUGAGAACCAGAAGACGAACUCAGAAUGUGUCGAUCCUCAACGACAUAAUGUAAGUAACACUGAAAGUUAUGGAAGUCGAUGGGAUAUAUAUUUACCACAGACUUCGUCUUCACAGAUUUGUAAUGGAAGUGAUUUAGAAGGGAGCCCCAAAGAACCGGGUGACCGUUUAAACUUAGAUUUGCACCAUCAUUAUAGCCAAAAGGAUACAGACCUUUCUACAGCUUCCUUGCGAGCUACUGAAAAAAGGUUGACAGGUGAUUAUGACCAGCUCAUAAUAGAUGAUGACCGUGACGGACCUGCCUGGGGUAGGAAGCUAGAUUUUCAAGAGUCUUCGUUCUAUGAAAGUGACCAGCCGGCAAAUUCACCAGAUGCCUGUCACGUUGAACGGAACGAAUGCUUAUUAUCUGACUCCAGCCUGAAGAGAGACAGUGAAAUACUUCCUAUUCUUGAUCGUUCGAGAUGUCAAGAGAAGCCGGUCACCUUUGGAGGAAGUUCUUGUGAGGGAAAUGGAAUUGCAGUAAAAGAGAUGAACAAUCUAGAAGUUGUUCCUCUGUUCCCAACUGAUUCUGCAAGCGAGGGAAAUGAUUCUGGGAUUUCUGAAAUUGUCACAGGCUUUACUUCCCAAACUGGAGUUGAAAAUGAAGACUCGAAUACUUGUACAGUCACAGCAAAAUCUUUCUUGCAGGUUACUUUUAACCUGGGCAGUUUUGACAUGACCGACCCUGAAAUAGGAUUUUCCAGCAUUCCCCUGGAUUCUGAGGAUUGGUCUAAGGGGGCUCUGGCAAGGGUCGGGGAGCUAAGUGCUGGAAGCGAAGGUGGGACUGAAUGUAGCAGUCUGGAAGUGGAUAGUGAAUGUUUAGCAGCCUUGGAAGCUAUCGAUUGUAAGCUUAAAGAAUCAGCCUUGGAAACUAUUGAUUGUAAGUUUAAGGAGUCCGCCUUGGAAGCUAUUGAUGAUCAGAUGAAAGAAUCUCCAAGGGCACAACUUUGUGCUAACACAUCCAUAAUCUUGGGCGAAAAUGAAAAAAAUCACAGAGACUCUUCCUUGAUUGAUCUAAACUAUUCAAAAAUGGAGAACCGUGCAAAAGAGGGGUCAAGGGGGACACUGAACCCUGAAACUUUAGUCAGAAAGACCAACUCUGACUUAUCUUCAAGGCAAAAAACUAAUGAUUUGUUGGUGAGCGAUGAAGAGGAUUAUGAUAGAUUUAUUCAUAAUGGCCGGAUUGACAGCAUUUGCGAUGGAAAAGUAACCAGAUCUGAAGAGACCAAAACAGUUUCUCAUCACCUUUCCCUUCCGAGCACAACUGUAGACCCAAAUCUUCCAAAUAAUUCCCCACCCUCUGAAGACACUCUUUACCAAAACAGUGUUUUAGGAAUUUCCUGGGAUAAUGAUGAUGAUGAUGAUGGCAGCCGGAUGGUGGUUUUACCACUAGCUUCUAACAGAGGUGGCACCUCAUCAAUCUUAAAUAUUACUGAAAGUCAUCCUGGAUGUCACAUGCUUGAUAUGACAAGUAUUCCUGUUUCCAGCACUUAUCCUAACUCUCUGGUAAAAGAACACUUUGUUUCUGAAGAAGUGGAAGUGGUGGAAGAAUUUGAAGAGAUGAGAAACACUGGAAAUUCAAUCUUUGAAACUCAAAAAUUAGAAACCUUGAGAGACUGCAUGGAAACUGGGGGUGCUUCUGGAAAUUCCUCUCAGCUUUCUGAGUUUGCAAAGAGUCUCUCAGAUUUAAAAUUCCCGAUUGAACCCCAGACUGCUUCGAAUAGCUUAGAAAUAUUGAGACAGAAAAAAUCCAAUUUGAAACAUCGAAGAGGGCAGACAAGCGAUCCAGAUAGAAGUCCCGAAGGGGCAUCUCUCCUUUCCUAUGAUGAAGUGGCAACAGUACAAAGGAUAUCAACCCAGCAAAGCAAGCAAAACAGGGCUAAGAAGCCAUUAGUAGCAGUAAAUUAUUCAGAAGAUGUUCCCAAGUCCUUCUGCAUGUGGCAGGAUUCUCCUGAAUCGAAUCCGUUGACAUCACAAGAAAACCAAGAUGAAAUUUUGAUCAAGCCUUAUAAAUCCUUUGAUGCUUUGGAGCCUUCCUUGGAAAAUGAUGUACCCUUGCCUUUUCUGACAAAGAGGAUAAACUUGGAGCCUAAGCCAGUUGAGUUUCAGGGGCACCAGGUCAAAGGAUCAGCUACUAGUGAGGUCAUGGUUAGAAAACCUUGCUCGCCGCUAAGAUGGACUCAAUAUUCAAAUAGUGUUGAAUGUGAAAACAUCCCAACAACCAUUUAUUUUUCAUCACAGUUGCCUAUCAGUUAUAUGCCAAUUCAUUUCGAACAGUCCUCAGAUUCAGAACUGUUUCCAUGUGGAAAUCUGAGUUUCACAAGACAAGAUGAUUUUCAAGUAGCACCCAAAUUUACUAUGGAGCCAAUUGAUAAUGCAGCUUCAAUUCAGAAUUUCCCUUUUAGAGAUUCAGAGUACACUGUUCCAUCUCAUUCUUCAGGUUAUAAUUUGCCACGGACAGAGUGGACUUCUGGAAAGACAAUGAAGGUUUUAUCACCAUUGCAAAAGGUUCCAACAUUAUGGCCAGAUUCUCCCUCUUCAAUGUCAGGAAAUGAAAUCUCUGAAAUGAACAGACCUGAAGAGCGUCUGAAAGCAAGAGCUGUAUUUGAUGACACUGAAAAUUCAGAACACCUUUUUGGGAUGAAUAAACCCAGUCAUGCGGGGAACGUAAGCCUUCCCCGCUUCCCAUCCGCACAGAGAGUCCGAACUCCUCUCAUCACUCUACCUCCACCUGAAGGUUCCCAGUCGAAUAUCCCAUAUUCGAAUGUGAUUGAUUCUGACCCCCAAGAGACCUUUGGUUCCCCCACACUCACCCUGUUUGAGGAGUCAGAAGGUCUCCCUAUGAGCCAUUUUGAGCCUGAGGACAGGAAGAGCGAAAUCACUCUCUCUGGAAAGUCUUUGGAGGAGAGCCCAAGGCAACUAACCCAGCCAGCGUUCACUAAUGUGCCCACACAAAGCCAACAAAGCAAGUGGCUGAAAUAUCAAAUCACAGCUCGGUGUAACUUAAUUACUCCAAACAGUGAUGAUACAAAAGUGACGGAUGACUUCUCGGCGGAAAGUGAUUCAGGAAUGCCGUCCGGCAACACCACGGAGUGGCCGAGGGGUGCUAGAAAUAAAAGCCCUUCAGAUUCUGUGCAUUUGCAGAUGUUAAAAGGUGUGAUUCAUCAACAGGAGCAGAUUUUUAGCAGUCAAGAUUCUGUUUCCGGAAGGAAGGCACUUUCUCCAGCGUCAGCUUCCAAAGCGGAGAAAACACGAAAGGUGUUGGGUCAGCAGGCCUUCUAUGGUCGCAUUGUAACAGGAGAUGCCCAGGAGAUAAAUGUCUCUGAGCUCUCCUUUCCGAGCAGGAAAAGGAUCAAAUGUGCCUCUCUUCCCAAAAGACAAGUAUGCAUACCAGCUGUUUUCUCAUCUCCUGCUCAUUAUAAAGAGGUUUUUACUGCUGCUCUCACAGAACAUUUAAAUAUACUGUUGUUUGAGUUGUCCCAAAGAUUGCAUAAAGCUUUUUCGAAAGUCGACAUAUCCUUUUAUACUUCCAUGAAAGAAGAAACUAAGAAAAAAUUAGGAAAUCAUGUUCCUCUCUGCCGUCACAAUCAGCCUACAAAACUUGUCAUGGUUAAAAAAGAAGGUCCAAAUAAGGGCCGUCUCUUUUAUACUUGUGACAGCCCAAAAGCUGAUCAGUGUAAUUUUUUUAAAUGGUUUGACGAAGCCACCCCAACUAAUUUGAUGCAAGUGGAGUCUGGUCCCAGUCUGGUGCUGCAUGACAUAAAGAGUAUUGGAACUUACUUACGAUGCCAAAAGAUUCCCCUGUAUGAGGAAUGUCGGCUUUUGAUAAGAAAAGGAUAUGAGUUUCAGAGGAGACAAUUUGGCAAAUCCAAGAAAUUUGGCAUUUCAGAUGCCUCACUUCACAGUGACUCGAAAAGGAAACUGUAUCUUAAACUGAGUAGGAAGGAGAAUUCCUCUUCGUACAACAAAGAUGAUCUCUGGGUAAUUUCAAAAACCCUAGACUUUGAAUUGGAUACUUUCAUCGCAUGCAGUGCUUUCUUUGGACCAUCAUCCAACGAUGAGUUGGAGCUGAUACCUCUGAAAGGCUUUUACCCUUCAAACUGGCCUUGCGAUGUGGUGGUUCAUGCGUUGCUGGUUUGUAAUGCAAGUUCAGAGUUGACCAGUUUGAGAAAUAUGCAGGAAUACUUUUGUCCCUCCACUCUUCCUCUAAUGCAGUACUUGCUAACACUGUCUUCUCCAAGUGAACCUACUAAUAAAAGAAUAAACCCGAGAAAAUUUAUCCCGCCAGCCUUCAGUGCAAAUAUAACUAAGAGCCAUAGUCUUCUCAGCUCAGAAGCAGCAUUACAACUAGCCAGUCAAGUGAUUCAGUCAUUUCAACUGAACCCCGAUCAAGCUACCGCUCUAAUUCAGAUCGCUCACAGGAUGGCCUCCUGUGAAAGUGUUGCUGAACCAGCGGAACAAUACACCUUACCUAUCACCGUCAUACAUGGUGUUUUUGGAGCUGGAAAGAGUUAUCUGCUGGCAGUGGUGGUUUUGUUCCUUGUACAGCUCUUUGAAGAGAGUGAAAGGCCCACAAGUCCAAAUCCAAGAUCAUGGAAAAUUCUGAUCUCCUCCUCUACUAAUGUUGCUGUGGACAGGGUACUUCUUGUGCUACUCAGUUUGGGAUUUGAAAAGUUUAUCAGAGUUGGGAGCAUUCGGAAAAUUGCCAAGCCAAUUCUACCAUACAGCUUACAUGCUGGCUCAGGAAAUGAAAAUGAGCAAUUAAAAGAGCUACAUGCGUUAAUGAAAGAAGACUUGACUGCUGUGGAGAGGGUAUAUAUAAGAAAAAGUAUUGAAAAGCACAAGUUGGGCACCAACAGAGAACUACUAAAACAGGUACGAGUAGUUGGAGCUACCUGUGCAGCCUGCCCAUUUCCAUGCAUGAAUAAUCUUAAAUUCCCAGUAGUCAUCCUGGAUGAGUGCAGUCAGAUCACAGAACCCGCGUCUCUUCUUCCCAUUGCCAGGUUUGAGUGUGAAAAAUUAGUUCUUGUCGGAGACCCUAAGCAGCUGCCUCCAACAAUUCAAGGUUCAGAUUGUGCUCACGAUAAUGGAUUGGAGCAGACUCUUUUUGACCGGCUCUGCACAAUGGGUCAUCAUGCGGUUCUUCUGCGAACACAAUAUCGCUGUCACCCCGCCAUCAGUGCCAUAGCCAACGACCUGUUCUAUGAAGGAAACCUGAUAGAUGGCAUUUCAGAAAGGGACAGAAGCCCUUUAUUGGAUUGGUUACCAACACUGUGUUUCUAUAACGUUAAUGGAACGGAACAGAUCGGAAGAGAUAACAGCUUUCAUAACCUGGCAGAAGCUGCUUUUACACUCAAAUUGAUUCAGUCACUGAUUGCGAGCGGAAUAGAGGCAUCAGCGAUUGGCGUGAUAACUCUGUACAAAUCACAGAUGAAUCAGCUUUGUAAUUUAUUCAGUGCUGGACACUCAGAUUAUCCCAAUAUUAAAGCCGUUCAGGUGUCCACUGUAGAUGCUUUUCAGGGAGCCGAGAAGGAGGUCAUCGUACUGUCUUGUGUGAGGACAAGGCAAUUUGGAUUCAUAGAUUCCGAAAGAAGAACGAAUGUUGCGCUGACAAGGGGGAAGAGGCACUUGUUAAUCGUGGGCAACGUGGCCUGCUUGAAGAAGAACAGACUGUGGGGAAAUGUAAUCCAACAUUGUGAAGGAAGAGCUAAUGGAUUGCAACAUUCAAGUCAGUAUGAAGCACAGCUGAAUCAUCUACUUAAAUGUCAUUUGGAGAAAAAAGCAAAGGAGCAAGAAGAAAGAAGUAGCCAAAAGGAGAAAUCUGGAGAUCAUUUUUGUCCACCAAAAGGCAUGAAAUAGAAAUUCCAAGUUUUGUGAAGUAUGAUGGUUUUUAAAAAUGAAUUGCACUUUUCAAAUUCUCCCUAUUCACUGUAAUUUUUUCCUAGUGUUUUAAGACCUUGAUAACAUAUGUUUCUGUAUAUUUGUCACAAUUGCAAAAUAUUUACAGCCAGAGGAGGAAGUAGGGGCCAAGUAUUCAUGUUUUUAGUACCUUUUAUUUGGAUAGUAAACCUUAUGUUAAUUAUUUAAGAACUUAUAAAAGGCAUUCUGUAGGGGAAAAUGUUUCUGAAGAAUGUAUCCAAAAAUCCAGAUUCUUGGUCACCUGCCUACUCCUUUCAGAACAAAUUUCACCUACUUCUUUCAAAACAAAUUUCACCGUACUACUCAUCAAAACACUUAGAGGCUUGCAUUGUUCAAGGAACAUGUUCUUUCUUGAGUAUAUGGACAAUGGCUAUUUUGAAAUUUGUAGUGCCGUAUUUCUGACUUUUGUGGUUGACUGAUCUACCCCUUCAAAAUUGUUGCCAGUGUUGUGUUUUACACAGGGCUAGGCAGUGUCUUCUUAAGGGAAAACCAAAGGGGCAAUCUGUAGUCUAUAGUCAUCAAGUCUUUGCCCUUCAUUCAAGGUUUUAAACUUUCAAACCACAACUUUAGAGCCCGCUUUUGGUAGCUCCCAGACUAGUAUUCAUAUUCAAACCAUUCCUGUUUUGCCUCCAUUGAAAAAAUUUAAAAAAAACCAAACUCUGUGUACUGUUAUGUUCUGGUUUUCUAAUGAUUUCAUUUCAAAACUACUGGGAAUAAUAUGCGUCGGUUGUAAAUGAUAAAUUAUCUGUAAAUUGAUAGUUCUAUGUACUGAAAGUUCAAUUAAACGUAUGUACAUCUACGGAA
Ornithorhynchus anatinus (platypus) is the source of this 7820-nucleotide messenger RNA. RefSeq names its product zinc finger GRF-type containing 1 (gene ZGRF1). The coding region runs from base 186 to 6956 and encodes 2256 amino acids. Gene Ontology annotation, molecular function: helicase activity; zinc ion binding. Gene Ontology annotation, cellular component: site of double-strand break; nucleus. NCBI's taxonomy places the organism in Eukaryota, Metazoa, Chordata, Mammalia, Monotremata, Ornithorhynchidae. Gene Ontology annotation, biological process: double-strand break repair. The record is from RefSeq and is a predicted model, not a curated record. The transcript is spliced from 31 exons.